AUGGCUGUUGCAUUCUUAUUGUCAUUGGUGCAAACUUUGAUUCUACUAGCAUCAUGCUUGUAUUUUGUGUACAAAGUGGUUGUCCAUCGUCGAUAUAAUCUACCACCUGGUCCACAAGGAUGGCCUUUGAUUGGGUUAGUGCUGCAAUGUUGUGAACACACACAUUUGAAGUUCCACAAAUGGAGUCAAACUUACGGUGACGUAUUCAGUGUAAAGCUUGGGGUACAGUUAGUGGUUGUACUCAAUAGCUACGAUGCGAUAAGAGACGCGUUUCUGCAUACAUCAACAAAAGUUGCAGACCGUCCGAAGCAGUGGAUAAUCAGCAGAGCAACAAAUCAGAAAGGUGUGGCCACUCUAUGGAACGACUGGAAAGUUACACGUAAACAUAUGAUCAAGUCAGUAAAUGAAUAUGUUGUGAAAAAUGAAGGAAUGGAAAAGAUUGUGAAGGCAGAAUGUGACGUCUUAGAAAAGUACAUCACUAAUAGUGCAGGAAAACCAAUAUCUUUAAGACAUGUUAUCUAUAAUGUAGUUGGCAACAUUUUGUGUACAGUGGUGUUCAGUAAAAGGUAUAAUUACUGUAAUGAUAAUUUCAGAACACUUUUGGCAAGGGUGUCUGAAAAAGCCGUGACCAAUACCAAUUUAUUAACAUUUCUACCAUUAUUUUGGUAUAUUCCUUCAUCCAAGAAACGCUUCUUUCUGUCACUUGAAUCAGAAGUGUCAUCAUUUAUCAGAGACAUGAUUAUCGAGCGUCGACAACAGUUGCUCGACAAAGAACCUGAAAAUAUUAUAGAUUCGUUUCUGAUUGAACCAGAUACAUAUGGCGAUGAUAUCACAAACCUAGUUGAAGCUGCAAAAAGUAUGUUCAUACCAGGGAUACAUACAACAUCCGGAACAUUAUUGUGGGGAAUACUUUACCUAGCCAUGAACCCGGAGAUCCAGGAGAAGUGUUACUCAGAAAUAGUGGGAGUGGUGGGAAUUGAACAACAUCUGACAUUUCAGAAUAGGGGAAAUCUCCCAUACGUUGAAGCAACAAUUCUUGAAAUCCAUCGAUGUGCUAAUGUCAUUCCACUUGGAGUACCUCGCCUAGUCAACACGGAUACGAAUAUCAAUGGUCACAUCAUACCUAAAGGUACCACAGUGAUAGCAAAUAUAUGGGCCAAUCAUAUGAAUGAGAAGAAGUGGUCAAAUCCAUACAAGUUUAACCCAGAUAGAUUCAUGGGCGAUGGCAUCGCAAACAAGAACCACGUUAUUCCAUUUAGCAUUGGUUUGCGUGCUUGCCCCGGUCAAGACUUGGCUAAAAUGGAUAUAUUUCUCAUCACAACACGACUGAUUCAAAAGAGCCAAACAUUUAGACCACAUUAUAAGAAAUUGGUGGAUAUUCGAAGUAUGUAUGGUGGCAGACCAUUUCUAACACUGACUGCCACAGCAACAAAUGAUAUUGUAAAUAGGAUCCUAAUGCAUUUGCACUUUAAAAGAACAGCCAUGGAGGUUGUUGCGGUUGUGCCUGAUAGGUCCAUUGCCCAAUGUGGUGCAGUGUAUGCUGCUUUGUGUAAUGUAGUGAUACUAUUGUGCAGGGGAAAAGAUUGA
This is a messenger RNA of Saccoglossus kowalevskii, 1587 nucleotides long. Its product is annotated as cytochrome P450 2J4-like. Gene Ontology annotation, cellular component: intracellular membrane-bounded organelle; cytoplasm. Gene Ontology annotation, molecular function: oxidoreductase activity, acting on paired donors, with incorporation or reduction of molecular oxygen, reduced flavin or flavoprotein as one donor, and incorporation of one atom of oxygen; iron ion binding; heme binding. The record is from RefSeq and is a predicted model, not a curated record. Gene Ontology annotation, biological process: xenobiotic metabolic process. Lineage: Eukaryota; Metazoa; Hemichordata; Enteropneusta; Harrimaniidae.